AUGUCCUGCUAUUUUUCAACGGUACAAAUCGUCUGCAGGUCUGAAUGCGUCGAUCUACUGGCUGCUCACGCCAUUUUACAAUCGGUUCAGACGCGAAUUGACUGGGCCAAAAAAGAUUGUAUCUUCUUCAGUUGCAUCUCUCUCCUCCAGCCUGAGGCUCUGGCAAAUUCAGGCCAUGCCAACCGGCUCUACUCCGCCAGCAAUCUACAGCAUUUAGGCGCAUCGACUCUGCCCUCCAUCGUUGGCGGCAGCAACCACGGCGGUGGAAGCCGCCCUCCUCUGAAGCCAGACGCCCGGCUCGGCCAGCCGAUCGACAUGACUUCAUUGUUUAUGGUCGAGGUCAAGUUGCUCAGUGAUGAUCAGCCUCCUCUACAAAUCGAGGUCACGGUAAGCAGAGCAACCAGGCUACAUGUCACGCAAAUAGGGCCAUGA
This is a messenger RNA of Protopolystoma xenopodis, 432 nucleotides long. The record is from the annotation of a GenBank genome assembly. Lineage: Eukaryota; Metazoa; Platyhelminthes; Monogenea; Polystomatidea; Polystomatidae.